This is a messenger RNA of Psylliodes chrysocephalus, 447 nucleotides long. NCBI's taxonomy places the organism in Eukaryota, Metazoa, Arthropoda, Insecta, Coleoptera, Chrysomelidae. The record is from the annotation of a GenBank genome assembly.
AUGGCAAAGCAGCGCGAACAUUGCAUGUCACUUAUUCAAGAGCGGUUGUCUAACGAGACGGUGGAGCAGCGCGAACAUCGCAUGUCACUUAUUCAAGAACGGUUGUCUAACGAGACGGUGGAGCAGCGCGAACAUCGCACAUCACUUAUUCAAGAGCGACUGUCUAACGAGACGGUGGAGCAGCGCGAACAUCGCAUGUCUCUUGUUCAAAAGAGGUUGUCUAACGACACGGUGAAGCAGCGCGAACAUCGCAUGUCACUUAUUCAAGAGCGGUUGUCUAACAAAAUGGUGGAGCAGUGCGAACAUCGCAUGUAUCUUGUUCAAGAGCGUUUGUCUAACGAGACGGUGAAGCAGCGCGAACAUCGCAUGUCUCUUAUUCAAGAGCGGUUGUCUGACGGUGGAGCAGCGCGAACAUCGGAUGUCACUUAUUCAAGAGCGGUUAUCUAA